UGGCGGCGGGGGCGCUGCGCCCCGCUCCGGGCUGAGCGCGGCGCGGCCCCGCGCGGCCCUCAGAGCGGCGGCGGCGAUGUCCGAGCCGGAGCACCUGGGCGGGAAGCGGGCCGAGUCGGCGCGGCUGCGGCGGGCCGAGCAGCUGCGGCGCUGGAAGGGCUCCUUGACCGAGCAGGAGCCGGUGGCGGCGGGGGGCGGCCGUGGCCGGCACCGCGGCGCGGGGGGGUCCCGCGUCCGCUUCGAGGAGGGCGCCGUGUUCCUGGCCGCCUGCUCCAGCGGCGACACCGAGGAGGUGAAGAGGCUGCUGGGCCGCGGCGCCCGCAUCAACACCACCAAUGUGGACGGGCUGACAGCCCUGCACCAGGCCUGUAUUGAUGAGAACCUGGACAUGGUGAAGUUCCUGGUGGAAAAUGGAGCCAAUGUGAACCAGCAAGACAACGAGGGCUGGACCCCUCUUCACGCAGUGGCAUCGUGUGGCUACCUGAACAUAGCAGAGUACCUGAUCAGCCACGGGGCCAACGUGGCUGCUGUGAACAGCGAGGGGGAGGUCCCGUCCGACAUCGCGGAGGAGGCGGCCAUGAAGGACCUGCUUCUGGAGCAAGUCAAGAAACAAGGUGUAGACCUGGAGCUGUCCAGGAAGGAGGAGGAGCAGCAGAUGCUCCAGGACGCCCGGCAGUGGCUGAACAGUGGGAGAAUUGAGGAUAUAAAGCAGCCUCGGACAGGAGCCACAGCUCUUCAUGUUGCUGCAGCCAAGGGAUAUUCUGAAGUCAUGAGGCUCCUGAUCCAGGCUGGGUUUAAUCUGAACGUCCAGGACAAUGAUGGCUGGACUCCACUCCAUGCUGCUGCUCACUGGGGAGUGAAGGAAGCGUGUUCCAUUCUGGCUGAGGCUCUGUGUGACAUGGACAUCAGGAACAAGCUGGGCCAGACGCCCUUUGACGUUGCUGAUGAGGGACUUGUGGAGCAUUUAGAAAUGUUGCAGAAGAAGCAGACUGUGCUGCGAAGUGAGAAGGAGACAAGGAAUAAGCUGAUUGAAGCUGACAUGAAUGGCAAGCCUCAAAACAGACUCUUCACCAACAAAGAGAAGAUUCUUUAUGAGGAAGACACGUUGAAGUCCGUGGAAACUGAGGAAGAGAACAAGGACUCAAGCAGUUCUAGUUCUGAAGAGGAAGAAGCUGAAGAUGAAGUUUCAGAAUCAGAUGCUGAAAAGGAGUCAGAGAGAAAGGAAGAGCCCUUUGCCAACCACUCGAGCCGUGAAUCCAGGCCCAGCAUCACUGAGCCAGCACCUGAGCCCAACUCCUUCACUGCAUCUGCCAGAAGAUUCAGUUGGCUCAGCAAGUCAGACGAGCAGAAGGAUGAGUCGCCUUCAUCGUGGCGGCUGGGCCUGAGGAAGACUGGCAGCCACAACAUGCUGAGUGAAGUCUCUGCCACUCGUGAGGCACAGAAGGAUAAAACUUCUUCCAUCUAUCGCUCCUCGUCCAGCCCUCGGAUUUCUGCACUUUUGGACAACAAGGAAAAGGACAGAGACAACAAGAGUUAUCUUGCCACCAUAGUCCCCAGAAGACUGAGCAGUACGAGUGAUACAGAAGAAAAAGAAAACAGGGAAUCUGCUGUGAACCUGGUGAGGAGUGGCUCCUACACCCGGCAGCCCUGGAGGGACGAGCCAAAGGGAAACGAAGCUCCCCACUCUGGUGCACCCACUACCUAUGUAUCCACCUACUUGAAAAGUGCUUCCUUUGGUAGAAGUAGUGACCUGAGCAGUCCCUACAUUUCAGCCAGUCGCAGUCCAUCUCUAGCUACCUCACCCACUGCCAUUGGCUCAUCUACCUCCCCGGGCACCCCGUGGCAUCCUGUCUCUUGCUGCCCCACCUCUCUCGGUGUGAACACUCCUGCUCCAGCCUGCCACAGCACCAGAGCCCCUUUCAGGCAACAAAGUGAUUCUGCUGUAGAGAAAAACACAGAGGGCAGCUGUGGCAGCACCCCUCUAGGUGUAAUCACAAACCAUGCUGUGCUCGGCGCUGCCAACGGCACCGGGAAUGCCGGGGCUGCCUGCCUGGGGAAGGACCUCUCGGCUGAGGAGGCCAGGGAGCGCAGAAGGUCAUAUCUGACUCCGGUGCGGGAUGAGGAAGCAGAAUCACUGAGGAAGGCACGAUCCAGACAGGCACGGCAGACUCGCAGGUCUACCCAGGGAGUGACCCUGACAGACCUGCAGGAGGCCGAGCGCACGUUCAGCCGGUCGCGCGCGGAGCGCCAGGCGCAGGAGCCGCAGGGUGACAGAGCCGAGGACAGCGGUGACAGAGCUGCACGCUGGGCACGGAGCACGGACGACGAGACCGUCUAUCGGCGACUGAGGGGCCCAGCACAGCCCGACAAACCCACGACGCCUGUGUCUCCUUCCACAGCAGCACCUCUGCUCUAUACAAGCUCAUACCUGACUCGAACAAAUAAAUAUCUAGGGCUGGACUCCAUGAAUCCAGCAGAUUUCAGAGCGGCAGGCACAGAGAUGGAGAAAAAUGAGUGUGAAGAUCAGGAUUCAGACGACAGAUCCCUGAACAAACAGUCAAUCCGAGAGCGGCGACGGCCAAAAGAGAGACGGAGAGGCACCGGCAUCAUCUUCUCCACACAAGAUGAUGAAGAUGAAGUUGAUGGAAACGAGGAAGUGAAGGAAACUCGGCAUGAAAGACUUUCCAGGUUGGAGGCAGCUACAAACCCCAGCACGCGCGACUCGUCCUACAGCGAGCGCGCCUCCGGCCGCUCCAGCGCCUACAGCCGCAGGGAGAACCGGCUCGCCGCGCUCAGCAGCCGCGCCGAGGAGGAGAGCAACAGGGACUACAAGAAAUUAUACGAGAGUGCCCUGUCUGAAAAUCAAAAGCUGAAGUCAAAGCUGCAAGAAGCCCAGCUUGAGCUGGCUGAUAUCAAAGCAAAGUUGGAAAAAGCAGCCCAGCAGAAACAGGAGAAAACUUCUGACCGGUCCAGCAUGCUGGAGAUGGAGAAGAGGGAGAAGCGAGCCCUGGAGCGGAAACUCUCUGAAAUGGAGGAGGAAAUGAAGAUUUUGACAGAGCUGAAGUCGGACAACCAAAGGCUGAAGGAUGAGAACGGAGCCCUCAUUCGAGUCAUCAGCAAACUCUCCAAAUAGGAAUCAGAGCAAAGGGAGGACAAGGAGGGGUGUCCUACACCAGCUGCCAACCCCACCACCGAGCCCUACCCCUUCCUUCCCGUCAGUACAGCAAGUGUUUCAGCCGUGGGAUCAAUGUCACACCUGCCUUGCCCUGCCCUUUGCUGUACAUUCCCUUUCUACCCCUAUUUCCCCCCAACACACCCCCUGCCAUUUUAUUUUUUUUUAAUUUAUGCAUGUUGUGGUAUCUCGGACAUUUUAUUCAAGGGAGAAAUGUGAGGACUGGGUUUGAGCUGCCAAAACUUCUUCCAAAAGCUCAGUGUUUGGUUUUGGACUCUGACCUGGAGUGGGAAGCUCCUACUGUAAAAAGUGACAUCUGAAGAACUAACCCAGCAUGUCCAAGCCCUUUACAGGUGGCUUUACAGGAAAUGUGAACUUGGGCUGGGACUCUGAGGAUGCACAUCAGCCCACUGAGAUGUGGGACUCUGGUUAAAAGUGAUGCUGUGAAAGCCACCAGAGCUCAUGUUUGUCACAGGCUGAUGAGCUGUUUUGCACAGACACCUUCUCCUCUUGCCCCAGUAGACAGAGUCUUUUAUUUUAGAUAAGAUUUUGAACCUGUUCAGUAACAUCAGUGCUGUGCUGACACUCAGUGUCAGACCCUUCUCCCUCAGCCUCCCUGUCCCCCCAGCCUGGGUGAUCCUGUGUCACUUUGUGUCCUUCCAGGGCUCCUGUCUCUGUGGUUGGUAGCAUCCAGUUGCCACCUGGACUCUUGUUCCUUGGCACAGGAUAUAUCCCAGGCACUUGCUGAGCUUUCUGAAGGACAAACUUGAACCCCUACAGCUCCCCUGGGGCUCUCACCUGUGUGUGAGCCUGAAUCACCUUGCAGGGAGCUGUGCCCAUGCCAGAAACCAGGCUCCCCUUCCCAAAAGCCAUCUGGGACAUUCUCCCGCUGCCUCCCUGAAGGCAGAGCCCAUAGCAGAGCCUGGUCUGGUGUUUCAGGUACCUCCCUUUGAUUUGCAGCAGGAUUUGUAGACAGAGGAUGCCAGCAUCCUGUCCCACACACCUUGGAGAGGUCAGGGUGUGUCAGUGCCAGAGGGACAGGGAGCUGCUGGUAACUGAAUCAUGGUAAAUGAAAGUGUUCUGACCUGUCAGAAACUUGUGAUAAGCUUUGACCUUGAAGGAAUCCCCCUGAAAUAUUCCUCUUUAAUGUUACAUGCACUCUAAACAGUUUGGAAUUGUUCUCUCCCAUGGGCAUUUAGACAUUGGCUCCUCUCUCCAUGCUGUGGGACGUCAGCAGUUCUGUUCAGCUUCCCAUUAACAGACUCCUCUCAAACAGUUCCUUCCCUCUCAGAGACAUCCUGCUGUAUCCAAACAUUCUCCCAUCUACAUCCUUCCAUAUUUGUCCUUUCAUCCCCUUUGUCCUUCAACUCCCCAGGCUCUGUCUGGCCAAGGGCAGCAGUUCUUGGUCACUGAACCUGGAGGUGGCCAUGGAGCAGCUCUGCCAUGUUCCUGAGCAGCUCUGCUGGCUCUGGCUGGGGGAGCUCUCCACUACCAGAGAGAUGAGAUACUUGAACAUGAGCAGAAUACUUGAGCUUGCUCAGCAGGGUAAAACUUAUCUCUGUCAGGCAAUCCUGGGCUUUUUCGAACCUUUUGCUGGUUAUUGCCUCAGAAAGCAUCUCUGUUUUCCUCUCUCUGGAGUUUUCUCUCUUUGGUUUUUUUUCCCCCCUUAAUUCUCCAUUUUUCCCCCUUCCCCUCCCUGUCCUGCCCUGUUUCCCCCUCUCUUGCUCUUCCUGGAGCUGCCAGUUCUCCCCAGGCAGCUCUGACCACCAGUUGCUCUUCAGCUGGUGGAGCCAUUUGUGCAGCUGAGGCACUGUUUCUCCUGGUACACUGAGGCCCUGCCUCUGCUGCUGAGCUUUGGGAGGAAGAGACCAAAGCUGGUAAAGGCAUCAGGGUUUCUGCAGAGCACUGCCUAAGCCAGGCAUCCUUUUUAUAUUCCUUGAUUUUAACCCUGCUCUAUUUAACAGCUUUAAGUCUUGAGAUCCAGUCAGUGCUUCCCCUGCACGCCGUCCCUUCCUGGUGCACUCUUUCUGUGAGUACUUCUGCUGUUCUUGGUGUUUUCUCUCUUGGUGACCACUCCUCACUUCAGCCUUGGGCUCUGCUCUGCUCAGGAGCUCAGGGCUCAGGAGCCCUGUCCUUUCUGUGCUCAGGAGCUCAGGGAUCAGGAGCCCUGUCCUUUCUGUGCUCAGGAGCUCAGGGAUCAGGAGCCCUGUCCUUUCUGUGCUCAGGAGCUCAGGGUCAGGAGCCCUGUCCCUUGUGUGCCCGUGGAGCAGGAGGUGCUCCCCAGCUGGGCUGGCGCCUCAGGCUGCACAUCCCAGCAGGAUGAGGAGGAGAGUUCAGAAUCAAGAUCCUGUCCUUCUCACAGGCAGGUUCCUGGCAGCAGGAAGAAGCCUGGUGUUUGUUUUAGGGAGAGGGUUCAACCCAAUCUGACAAAUCCAUCCUGCACUGAUGUUUUGCCCCUUCUUACAGGACACUUCCUGUGCUUUUUCCCAAGGAGCAGAGUGGGAAGGCUGUGGGAGGCUCAUUCUGAGUGGCACCUUGCAAAGCCAAACCACUGUAGCGGCAGUGUCUGCUUAGCACUGGAUUCUCUGAGCCCUGGGCCCCACAGCUCAGUGUCCCUGAUCAGCCAAAGCUGUGAGCGUCUCGUGGUGAUGGCACAACUGCAAAUCACAUUCUUGAGAAUGGAUUUUUUUUGUCUCACUUCAUGCCUGACAUAACCAGUGCACUGAGGAGGUGACAAACAGGACACCUCAAACCCUGUGCUUGGCACAAGGUGCAGAGCAAAUAGGUUUUUAAAAUUGAUCCCUCUUGGAACCAGAGCAUUUGCCAGACGUGGUCUCCCUUGGGGAACAUGAGCUUUUUUUUCUAAGCAAUUGCUUGGGGUGAGUUAAUUUUUAUUGCUUGGGGUGAACCCACCUGUUGUGGCUGCAAGUUUGGUGAUGGCUCUUUGUAAAUAAACUCCUUGGAGAAGCAGGACUGGCUGAUGAGAUGGGGAGAGAAUGUAUUUUUAUGCAACUUUUGAGUGGCCUUUCAAACCCUGAGAUGAAUGAUUUGUUUUACUGGUUGUUGUUAUAUAGUAUUAUAAGUAUUAUGUGUUUGAAAGUUUGGGAAUAAUAUUCACAGCUAUGAUGCUUGUAAACACAACAGUAUUUAUAAAUGAAUAAAGUAAGAGUUGAUAAAAUAGAAGCUUUGACUUUGCUUCCA
Messenger RNA from Camarhynchus parvulus, 6373 nucleotides. RefSeq names its product protein phosphatase 1 regulatory subunit 12B (gene PPP1R12B). The record is from RefSeq and is a predicted model, not a curated record. Gene Ontology annotation, molecular function: enzyme inhibitor activity; protein kinase binding; phosphatase regulator activity. Gene Ontology annotation, biological process: signal transduction. The coding region runs from base 77 to 3133 and encodes 1018 amino acids. The transcript is spliced from 25 exons. Gene Ontology annotation, cellular component: Z disc; cytoplasm; A band. Lineage: Eukaryota; Metazoa; Chordata; Aves; Passeriformes; Thraupidae.